CAGAGGAACAUAAUGUGUUUUUUUGUACAGGAUGGAGGUACAGUUGCUCACAUACGUCCCUUCCGUACUGUGAAACCUCACAGAUUGUCGUCUGUGAUAAGUGACACUUCAUAUCCAGUACUGCUGCACACAUCUGGAUCUGUGUGUGAAAACAGGCUGCGAGCUUGAAGCUACAUGGAAUCAGUAAACAGCUGGAUGCUACUCGGCUAACGAGCUUUAGCUGAGAUCAGGAACUGCAAGGAUGAUUUGCAACCUGUGAUCGGAGAGGAUGAGGAGCCGCAGUAACUCAGGAGUGAGGCUGGACGGUUAUGCCAGGCUGGUCCAAGAGACGAUCCUGUGUCACCAGAACCCAGUGACAGGACUUCUCCCUGCCAGCACCCAGAAGAAGGAUGCCUGGGUCAGGGAUAAUGUUUACAGCGUCCUGGCUGUGUGGGGGCUCGGCAUGGCCUACCGCAAGAACGCAGACCGCGAUGAAGACAAGGCCAAAGCCUACGAACUGGAGCAGAGUGUGGUGAAGCUGAUGCAGGGACUUCUGCAGUGCAUGAUGAGACAGGUGGCCAAGGUGGAGAAAUUCAAACACACCCAGAGUACAAAGGAUUGCCUGCAUGCCAAAUACGAUACUCCCACCUGUGCCACGGUGGUCAGAGAUGACCAGUGGGGUCACCUCCAGGUGGACGCCACCUCCAUUUACCUGCUGAUGCUGGCUCAGAUGACAGCCUCAGGUCUUCGUAUCAUCUCCAACAUGGAUGAGGUGGCCUUUAUCCAAAACUUGGUCUUCUACAUCGAGGCAGCCUAUAAAGUAGCGGAUUAUGGGAUGUGGGAGCGUGGUGACAAGACCAACCAGGGAAUCCCUGAACUCAAUGGCAGCUCUGUAGGAAUGGCAAAGGCAGCUCUGGAGGCCAUAGAUGAGCUGGAUCUGUUUGGAGCUCAUGGAGGACCGAAGUCAGUCAUCCAUGUUUUGCCAGAUGAAGUAGAACACUGUCAGUCCAUCUUGUGCUCUAUGUUGCCGAGAGCCUCGACGUCAAAGGAGAUAGAUGCCGGUCUGCUUUCUGUCAUUUCCUUCCCUGCUUUUGCUGUGGAGGACGCUGACCUGGUGGCCAUCACUAAGUCGGAAAUUAUAAGCAAACUGCAGGGUCGCUAUGGCUGCUGUCGCUUCAUCAGGGAUGGAUAUCGUUGUCCUAAAGAGGAUCCAUCUCGGCUGCACUACGAUCCUGCAGAGCUGAAGCUGUUUGAGAACAUCGAAUGUGAGUGGCCUGUGUUCUGGACUUACCUCAUCUUGGACGGCAUCUUUGCUGGAGAUCUUGUGCAGGUGCAAGAAUACCGUGAGGCUCUGGAGGGCAUUUUGAUCAGAGGGAAGAACGGCAUCAAACUGGUGCCGGAACUUUAUUCUGUACCACGUGAAAAGGUGGAGGAGGAGUACAGUAAUCCUCACACUGUGGACAGGGUGGCCAUGGGGCAGCUGCCACACAUGUGGGGACAAUCGCUCUACAUCCUGGGCUGCCUUCUGGCUGAGGGCUUUUUAGCACCGGGAGAGAUAGAUCCUCUCAACAGGAGAUUCUCUACAAACUUCAAGCCAGAUGUUGUGGUACAAGUUUGUGUUCUAGCAGAGUCGGAGGAGAUCCAGGAGAUGUUGGGGGAUCUGGGGAUCACGGUGCAGACGAUGUCAGAAGUUCUGCCUAUCAGGGUUCUGCCUGCUCGCAUCCUGAGCCACGUCUAUGUCAGACUGGGCAACUGCAAGAAGCUGAAUCUGAGUGGGAGGCCGUACAGACACAUCGGAGUCCUGGGAACAUCCAAAUUCUAUGAGAUCAGAGAUCGCUUUUACAUAUUCACCCCUCAGUUCCUGGAUCAACAUCAUUUCUAUCUGGCACUGGACAACCAGAUGAUUGUGGAGAUGUUACGAACAGAGCUGGCCUAUUUAUCUUCCUGCUGGAGGAUGACAGGACGACCAACUCUCACUUUCCCCAUCACACGCAGCAUGCUGGUUGAAGAAGGCGAUGCGAUCGAUCCGUGUAUCCUAGCAACCCUCAGGAAACUACAGGAUGGUUAUUUUGCUGGAGCCAGGGUGCAGAUGUCCGACCUCUCCAGCUUCCAGACCACUUCAUUCCACACUCGUCUCAGCUUCCUGGAGAACGACGACAGCUUACUGGAGGACGAGUAUGAUGAAGACGAUGACGAAUAUGGAGAGGAAUAUAACACAUGUGGGCAUUCAGGAGGCUCAAAGGACAUGUUUGACCGUUACCUCACCCAGCUCCUCCACAGCACCACCACCAAGUGCCAUCUUCCUCCCAUCCAGAGGGGGCAGCACCACGUCUUCAGUGCCGAACACACCACAAGAGACAUCCUGUCCCUGAUGGCACAAGUCCAGGGCCUGAACAUGCCCAAGUCUUCCAUGUAUCUUCCGGUGACUCCGGCCAUGAACAAACUCCGCAGAUCCCUCAACCUUCUUGAAGUUCCUCAUCUUCAGCACGGCCCACAUGCAAAGCAGCAAAAACUCCACAGUGCUGCUGACCUGCACCUACCUCGGGACUCUCAGGGCAACACCGACUUUGCAACUCUGGUGAAGCAGCUGAAGGAGUGUCCCACUCUGCAGGACCAGGCCGACAUCCUCUACAUCCUCUACAUUAUGAAAGGAGCUGAUUGGCCGGUGGAGCUGUCGGGUCCUGGACAGGGUGGAGUCAGUGUUCGCUGUCUGCUGGAGGAGCUUUAUGUACAAGCUGGAGCCUGCAAAGAGUGGGGGCUCAUCAGAUACAUAUCUGGGAUACUACACAAGAGAGUGGAGGUCCUCGCAGAGGCCUGCACAGACCUGAUUUCCCAUCACAAGCAGCUGACUGUAGGUUUACCUCCUGAACCCAGGGAGAGAGUGAUCACAGUCCCACUUCCUCCUGAAGAGCUGAACACUCUGAUCUAUGAAGCCAGUGGUCAGGACAUCAGUAUAGCUGUUCUCACUCAGGAAAUCAUGGUCUAUCUGGCCAUGUACGUGCGCUCCCAGCCCGCUCUGUUUGGCGACAUGCUCCGACUCAGGAUUGGACUCAUCAUGCAGGUGAUGGCCACUGAGCUGGCUCGCAGUCUCCACUGUUCAGGGGAGGAGGCGUCUGAGAGUUUGAUGAGUCUGAGUCCGUUCAGCAUGAAGAGCCUCCUGCAUCACAUCCUCAGUGGAAAAGAGUUUGGGGUGGAGAGAAGUAUGCGUCCAGUCCAGUCCACAGCCACGAGUCCUGCCAUCUCCAUCCAUGAGCUGGGCCACACAGGAGCCACCAAGACUGAACGCACAGGAAUACACAAGCUGAAGAGUGAAAUAAAACAGCUGGAUGACUCUCAUCCUGUCAGUAUCUUCAGUGGGGGUCUUUCCUUGAAUAGCAAUGUCACCUCUCCUCGCUCCACGCGCUGCAGCAGCCCCUCCACUCCCAGUGGAAUGCUGUCUCCAGUGGGUCCUGGUCCAGCAGACGGACAGCUGCACUGGGAGGAGAGACAAGGCCAGUGGUUGAGGAGACGCAGGCUGGACGGAGCCAUCAAUAGAGUGCCGAUGGGUUUCUACCAGAAGGUGUGGAAGAUCCUGCAGAAGUGCCACGGCCUGUCCAUCGAUGGAUACGUGUUGCCCUCUUCUACCACCAGAGAGAUGACCGCUGGGGAGAUCAAGUUUGCAGUGCAGGUGGAGUCGGUCCUGAACCACGUCCCUCAACCAGAGUACCGGCAGCUGCUAGUGGAGACCGUGAUGGUUCUGGGUCUGGUGGCCGACGUGGACGUGGACAGCAUCGGUGGCAUCAUCCACGUGGAUCGCAUCCUGCAUUUGGCCAAUGACCUUUUCCUUACUGACCAGAAAUUAAACAGUGCCAGUGAAUAUUUCCUUGAGAAGGAUCCAGCAACCGGAAUCUGCAACUUUUUCUACGACAGCGCCCCCAGUGGAAGCUACGGCACCAUGACUUACCUCUCUAAAGCGACUGUCACCUACGUCCAGGACUUCCUGCCAAGUUCCAGCUGCUUGAUGCAGUGAAGAAGAAGCAGACUAGUGUGUCUGGAAGCUCCCAACAGACCCUGAAGAGACUUUUUCUGACUAAAGAACCAGUUGGCCAAAGGCAAGCUUCUCAUAGCAGCUCAUACAAUCCAUCUUAUAUAGUGACAGAACAUCAGAGCCUUGGUAGCUGAUGCAAACUACUGUAGAACUGAUUUAGUCUUUCUGAGUCUGGACUGUGAACUUAUUUAUUAACAUGCUGCUCAAACGCAUGUUUAAAAAACUUACUUGCAUUUUAUGCAAAUUAAAGACAUAAGACAUAAUUAAGACAUAAGCUCAUCUCUGUGCUUUUAAAGAAUAUUAUAUUAGCAGUUAUCUGUGCCAUAUGUUGUCACUUUACUGAGCCCAGCAGUUAUCAGAGUAAACAUUUUAAUAAUUUAUGCAGAAAAGUGAAGAAUUGUUUUCAUCAGUCCCUAACGUUUUUAAAUUAAUAUUUAAUUUGUUUAUUUAGUAAUAUAUUUCAGUGUUCUACUGUAAUGACUGACCUAAAUAUGUGGGGAAAUUAAAAAAGCACGAUUACCCCACAAAUGACUGUGUGCAUAAAAAUUAACAACAGUUUUACCUCUGAUAGCUUCCAGACUCUAUAAUUUCUUAUGAAUGAUACUGAAACUUACUUGUUGUCAUCUUCUAUUAAUAUUAAACUGUAUAAGAACCAGAAUCACUGCUGUCUUUAAAUGCCAAGAGGCGUUUGUCUUUGUGUACUUGUUGUGUGUUUUUGUACAGUAAAUGAAUAUGAAUCUGUCCGCUACUGAAUGUCAUCCCAGGAUUAUGCUACUGUAACGUCCAGUCGACAUUACCUCAACAUACUAACAGCUUGCUUGUUUGUGUGCAGUGAAAAUGUUUUUAUUUGUGGUAUAUUAGAGUAAUAAAACUCCUCUAAUACAACAGGCAUAUACAGUGGCCUCCAAAAAUAUAUUAACAUCAGAGUGAAACUACAUUUUUGCUCUUAAGGUGUUCAGUGUGAAAUAAAAGCAGCAAUUAUCAA
Amphiprion ocellaris (clown anemonefish) is the source of this 4991-nucleotide messenger RNA. RefSeq names its product phosphorylase kinase, alpha 2 (liver) (gene phka2). Gene Ontology annotation, cellular component: phosphorylase kinase complex. The transcript has 33 exons. Gene Ontology annotation, molecular function: calmodulin binding. Lineage: Eukaryota; Metazoa; Chordata; Actinopteri; Pomacentridae. The record is from RefSeq and is a predicted model, not a curated record. Gene Ontology annotation, biological process: glycogen metabolic process. Bases 269 to 3988 code for a protein of 1239 amino acids.